This is a messenger RNA of Solenopsis invicta (red fire ant), 2711 nucleotides long. RefSeq names its product histone-lysine N-methyltransferase SMYD3. Lineage: Eukaryota; Metazoa; Arthropoda; Insecta; Hymenoptera; Formicidae. The record is from RefSeq and is a predicted model, not a curated record. The coding region runs from base 1123 to 2571 and encodes 482 amino acids. The transcript has 8 exons. Gene Ontology annotation, cellular component: nucleus. Gene Ontology annotation, molecular function: protein binding.
AUAAUUCGCUUUCUUAAUGAAUACGAUUUAAGCAAUAGUUACAAAAGAUGUGUAGUAUGGACAAAUAACGAUCAUGAUGUAAUUCAAAAUCGAAACAAAGUUUCCAGAAGCAAGCUAACAUUGUACGUUAUUUGUCAGUGUUUUGACGUUAAAAGGCCGACAAAGUCGACAAAUAAUGUUAGCUUUUUACCUGGGUAAUCAAUGGUGUAUAAGAAAUUGUGAUAUUGAUAUGUAUAAACAAAUAUAGUACGAGUAAAAUGUGUUCGGUGAAUUGUUAUGUAUCAGGUCAUUUUAUCCGCGUUUCACGUUUAAUGGACAAUAAAAAUAACGCUGCAUAGAAAUAACAGUGUGUUCCUCGAAUUUAUUUGUAGAAUCGAAUAUAUGGAAAAAUACUUUUGUGCAACUAUUUCAAAAAUUUGUUUAGGCUAAAUCUCAUUUGAGAUAUGGUUCCUUCGAAAGUUAGGUAGAGGAUACGUACACAUGAAAGAUAACAAAGAAAAAUCCUACGUUAAGCACAAGUUUUUAAUAUCUAGAAAAAAUGUGUAAAAUAACGAAGUUGAUCGGUCGAGCCGUCUACAAAGCGCGUCUCAUUUUACGUUUGCAAGGUUUGCAAGCAUUAUCUGUUUAUUAAACGAUAAAAUAAGGAUGAGAUGAUUCUAAACCAAUGCGGACGUUAGAACUCGUCCAGCCUGGUUUGCUAAACAAUUGAAGAGGACCAAUAAACGUUGCUUAGCUUUCGUCAGUCUCGCUCAGUCCGCGAAUGUGUUUGGAUGUAUCUUCUAAGAAAGAACUUACUGUUGCAAUCAACCACUUUAGUACUGCAAGAGCGUUUUUGUUUUUCAAGAGGCCAAAAACGGAAGACAACUGCUGUAAGAACAGAAUUGAAUCAAUUUAAUCGAAGGCAUACCUGGAUAAUCGCGACAAUUCAGAGAUUUAGCUGAAAAACAUCCUUGAAAAUAAAAAGUGUCUAUUAAGCAAUUGGAUAUUGAAAUCUUUGCGAGAAGUACAAUUAGAAAAAAAAAAUUGUUUAGCAAGUGCAACUUAAAGCUAGAUUUUGUUACGCUUUAGAAACUUGUGUAUUUUGAAUAGAAAGUGUUUCGUAAAUCUACUUAUGCUUACAAAAUGAGUGGCAACAUAGUAAAAAAAGGAACAACGAUCAUGACCGCUAAACCAUUCGUCUUUGUUCUUAGAUCGAUGUAUAGAACUACACGAUGUGACAAUUGCUUCAAGAGUGGAAAAAUGUUAAAGUGUUCGGGUUGUUCGUAUGUACAUUACUGUAACCGUAAUUGUCAAAAAGAAUCGUGGCCGAUACACAAAGUAGAAUGUGCACGUUUGAAAAAAAUACCGUUGGAUUUGUGGCUAGAUGAUGCACGAAUGAUGGCACGUAUAAUUAUCAAACUCAAUCAAGGUGGGGCAGAUGAAGUGGGUUAUUAUACUGAGAAAAACUACAAGAAAUUUGAGGAUUUAGUGUCUCAUUAUUCGGAAAUAAUAGUGGACAUAGAGCGAAAGGCACAUUUUGCCAUGAUAUAUAGAAUUUUAUACCAGUUACUCGAUGAAACACUCAUGCCUAAUACUUCGGAGUUAAUAAGCAUUUAUGGCAAGAUGUGUACUAACCGUUUCACCAUAACGGAUAAUUGUCUAAACAACAUUGGUAUUGGCCUUUAUCUGGGAGCGUCUGUCAUAGAUCAUAGUUGCAAACCCAACGCGAUCGUUAUUUUUGAAGGGACUACUAUCGUUGUCAAAACAUUAACGGACCUUCCUUCUUUGGACUGGUCACAGAUAAAAAUAUCAUACACCAACUUACUUGAAACUAAAAAAGACAUACGUGAGAAACUGUACAGUUCGUACUACUUCUGGUGUGAUUGUGAAAGAUGUAAAAAAGAGGAACCAAUGGAUGAAGCAGCCGCGUGUCCAAACUCAUCGUGCGACGCACCGUGUUCGAUUGAAGUUAACGAAUGCGUGAAGUGCAGCACAAAAAUAUCUGCAGAUUUUAAAAAGACAUUUCGUGAAGUCGUUGACUUUACCACUUAUCAUUUGGAAAAAAUAAAAAUUAUAUCUUCUCAAUGUAGGUACUUCGACAUUGCAAAAGAAGCAUUUGAAAAUUACCAGGCGUAUCAAAAAUUUUAUUCCUCGGUUUUUUCAGUCCCUUCCUUUUUGGAUUCUAACAAUAUUAGGAAUGAUCUUCAACAUUUGAGAGAUAUUUGUAAGAUGUGUUUAGAGAAGCAGAAGGGUAUCAUGCAUAAAUUUAAUAUGCAACAUAUUUAUAUUCUCGAAGCAACUUAUAACUUUGUAUUCACCCUAGGGUGUUGGGAAGAUGCAGAGAUUUAUGGCAAAGAACUUUUGUCAGGAUAUUUAUUGUAUUAUGGAGAAGUAUACCCUCAGACAGGAGUGCUAUAUUCGACGAUGGGAAUUACACAGUUGCAUUUAGGAAAAAUGAAAGAAGCACUCGCAGCACUGAACAAAGCAAGCGCGAUAUUAAUGUUAAUAUUCGGUGAUGACUAUUUUUUUUUGAGAGACGUAUUGAAACCAUUGCUUUUUAUAGUUACUAGGCAGGCAAGAUAUUCAUCAUAAAAAUAUUAUUUGGUACUAUGAUCUAUAGCAGAUAUUGCUUUUGGGACACUAUAAUAGAAAAAUAUGUUGAAAAUAUAAUAGAAAAUAUCAAAUGUACAAAUUGCUAAAAACAAUUAAAUCAAAAAUCUGCAAAAGUAAAA